Messenger RNA from Caenorhabditis angaria, 684 nucleotides. The record is from the annotation of a GenBank genome assembly. NCBI's taxonomy places the organism in Eukaryota, Metazoa, Nematoda, Chromadorea, Rhabditida, Rhabditidae.
UUGUCAAAACGAGCAAAAGUGUACGUUUCUUUUUAUUUUAUUUUAUAUUUCUUAUUUUUCUCACAUAGAAAAGCUUGUAGAAUGCUUACAAUUCCUGUAACUAGCGAUGCUGCUGAAAGCUGGGAUUGGCCACUUCAACACAAUGAUGGUGUUGUCAAAGUGACCAACACCGCCGAAAAAUUCGAAGUCGGACUUGAUGCUGGAUUUUUCGGCCCAAAAGAUAUUGAUGUUCGUGUGAACGGUUUGGAAAUUAUCAUUCAUUUGAGACAUGAUGUAAGUCAACUUCAACCAGUAAAACAAUUGUAUCGCCCUUUUUCAAGCAAUUAAUUUUCGAAAACUUACCAUUUUUCCGGUUAUCAAAUGACCUUCAUUUUCAACAUUGAAGGAAACAAGCAAGGAAAAGUUAGAAAAAAAAUGAGCGGAUGACCUAAAAGAGAUUUGCGGGAAAAGAUAUACGAAGUGACAGAUCAGAUAUUAUGUAUGAAUUCGAUAAAAAUGAAAAGGAAAUAUUUUCAAAAAGUUUCCGUAAUUUUAAAGUUACAGGAUCGCACAACUGAAUAUGGCGUCGUCAACCGCGAAGUUCAUCGCACCUAUAAACUUCCGGAUGACAUCGAUACUUCAACAGUCAAAUCGCACUUAAGCGCUUCGGGAGUUCUCACAAUCACAGCCAAAAAACUCGCAUAA